GCGGUAGAAACUGGAGGCUGCGGGCGGCGACCCCCAUAGCUGUUUGCCUGGGACUCCAGAUCCAGACUCCGCCUCCCGGAGAGCGCAGCACCCUCUGGCUCCACAGAAGCAGCCAACAUGCCUAUUUUCAAGUGCCCGCAAAAGUCGGAGCCCCUGUGGAAGGAGUGGGACCAGAAGGCCCAGAAGAACGGACUGAGGCACCAGGUGUUUGCUGUCAAUGGCGACCAUUACGUGGGUGAGUGGAAGGACAACAUGAAACACGGGAAAGGAACACAGGUCUGGAAGAAGGACGGAGCCAUCUAUGAGGGGGACUGGAAGUCUGGGAAGCGAGAUGGCUAUGGCACCCUCAGCCUUCCUGACCAAGAGACCGGAAAGUACAAGAGAGUCUACUCAGGCUGGUGGAAAGGCGAUAAGAAAUGUGGCUAUGGGAUCCAGUUUUUCGGACCCAAGGAGUAUUAUGAGGGUGACUGGUGUGGCAACCAGCGCAGCGGGUGGGGCCGCAUGUACUACAGCAACGGAGACAUCUACGAGGGCCAGUGGCAUAACGACAAGCCAGAAGGGGAGGGCAUGUUGCGCCUGAAGAAUGGGAACCGCUAUGAAGGCAACUGGCAGAGAGGUGUGAAGAAUGGGUCGGGGCGUUUCUUCCACCUGGACCAUGGUCAGCUAUUUGAAGGCUUCUGGGUGGACGACGUGGCCAAGUGUGGCACAAUGAUUGACUUCGGCCGCAAUGAGGCCCCCCAGCCCACCCAGUUCCCCAUUCCUGAGGUCAAAAUUCUAAAUCCCGACGGUGUGUUGGAGGAAGCCUUAGCCAUGUUCAAGAAGAUAGAAGAAGGAGAUUGA
This is a messenger RNA of Budorcas taxicolor (takin), 840 nucleotides long. It is a transcript of the gene MORN3, whose product is annotated as MORN repeat containing 3. The transcript has 6 exons. NCBI's taxonomy places the organism in Eukaryota, Metazoa, Chordata, Mammalia, Artiodactyla, Bovidae. The coding region runs from base 118 to 840 and encodes 240 amino acids. The record is from RefSeq and is a predicted model, not a curated record.